AUGAAUUAUCCGUUCUUUUCUGAUAUGGAUAUUUUUCACCAGUCAAAAUCUGCCGAAUUCCCUCCUCCAGUAUCUAGUUCGACGACUCAUCAGUAUUAUACAAAUGGUGGUUCCAUGUCACCAAACUCCUCCACGAACUAUCUAAAGGAAGAUGCUUUGUGCAUUGUGCCAUACAGUGAUAUUUACAGUUCAUUAGAAAAUAUGGGUUCCUUUUUUGAAUCGCAAACAUUAGGUUCUCAACAUCAAAAUAGCUCAUCCUGCGAACAAAAAUUGGAAGAAAUUCGAUCACAAACAACCAUAGUUCACAAGAAAACUUCUACCAGACACAAUAUUCAGAAAUCUCGCCCUAUUCCAGUCGUGAUGAAGAAGCAGCGCCUCGCAGCCAACGCCCGUGAACGAAGCCGAAUGCACAGUCUCAACAUUGCUUUCGACCGACUGCGGGAAGUGGUCCCUUCAAUUGGAAGCGAUAGAAAACUGUCCAAAUACGAGACACUGCAGAUGGCUCAAAGUUAUAUCUCAGCUUUAGUAGGAAUUCUGGAGAAAGACUAA
Messenger RNA from Limulus polyphemus (Atlantic horseshoe crab), 549 nucleotides. Its product is annotated as basic helix-loop-helix transcription factor amos-like. The record is from RefSeq and is a predicted model, not a curated record. The coding region runs from base 1 to 549 and encodes 182 amino acids. Lineage: Eukaryota; Metazoa; Arthropoda; Merostomata; Xiphosura; Limulidae. The transcript has a single exon. Gene Ontology annotation, molecular function: protein dimerization activity.